GUCAACUGCGUGGUCACGUGCUCGCUUCCGUCACACGUUUUGGGUGUUAAGAUGGCGGUGCCCGCUGGAGAGAGUUCUCAGACAGGAUCUGAUGAAUUAUUUCAAAACUUUUACACGGAGGUGAAGCAGAUCGAGAAAAGAGACUCUGUGUUAACCUCCAAGCAGCAAAUAGAUCGACUGCUCAGGCCUGGCUCGUCCUACUUCAAUCUCAACCCCUUCGAGGUGCUGCAAGUUGACCCAGAUGCAACUGAUGUUGAGCUAAAGAAAAGGUUCCGGGCGUUAUCCAUUUUGGUCCAUCCAGACAAAAAUCAGGAUGACCCAGACCGAGCACAGCUAGCUUUUGAAGCGGUCGACAAGGCAUACAAAAACCUUCAGGAGCCAGAACAGAAGAAGAGGGCUUUAGAUGUGAUCCAGGCGGGAAGGGAAUACGUGGAGCACAUGAUAAAAGAGAAAAAGAAGCAGUUAAAGAAGGAUGGAAAACCUCAAAUCGUGGAGGAGGAAGACCCAGAAUGUUUUAGGCAAGCAGUGUAUAAACAGACCAUGAAGCUGUUUGCUGAACUUGCCAUCAAGAGGAAGGAAAGGGAAGCAAAAGAUAUGCAUGAAAGGAAAAGAGCGAGAGAGGAAGAAAUUGAAACGGCAGAGAAAGCAAAGCGAGACAGGGAAUGGCAGAAAAACUUUGAGGAAACGCGGGAUGGCCGCGUGGACAGUUGGAGGAACUUCCAGGCUAAAGGAAAGAGCAAGGAGAAAAAGAACAGGUCUUUCUUAAAGCCCCCCAAAGUAAAGAUGGAGCAAAGAGAAUAAUAGAACAAUGGGACUCGAUUAAUUUAAAACCUUGUUUUCCAGACUGUAUCCCUUCCAAUUAUGAUUAACAUCCUAAAUACCUGCCUCAUGUCAUUAAGUAGUGCAUCUUCCACAUGUUAGCACGCACGGUUGGUGAUCCAUUUUUUUUAUACAUAAAAUAAAAGUUGGUCUUAAAGCCA
Molecule: messenger RNA, 980 nt
Organism: Nerophis lumbriciformis (worm pipefish)
Lineage: Eukaryota; Metazoa; Chordata; Actinopteri; Syngnathiformes; Syngnathidae
Gene: dnajc8
Product: DnaJ (Hsp40) homolog, subfamily C, member 8
Cellular component (GO): nucleus
Source: RefSeq, a predicted model, not a curated record